Molecule: messenger RNA, 2381 nt
Organism: Zingiber officinale
Lineage: Eukaryota; Viridiplantae; Streptophyta; Magnoliopsida; Zingiberales; Zingiberaceae
Product: probable rhamnogalacturonate lyase B
Exons: 16
Coding region: 230-2224 (664 amino acids)
Biological process (GO): carbohydrate metabolic process
Molecular function (GO): catalytic activity; carbohydrate binding
Source: RefSeq, a predicted model, not a curated record
AAGCGGGAAUAAAAUAAUAAAUGGAUGCAGCCCCUUGACCCUUGGUUCGUCUGUGCUGCUCGCCGUAGGUUUCUCGCAACACGGACAAGCGUCGAAAGAUCGGCACCGGCGCAGGUAAAGAUCUCCUUGGCUUUCAAGACAUCCAUCCAUUUGCUUGUUGUUUCCCGAUCGAGGGAUAACCAUAGAAAGAGAUGGAGAUGUUAUAAAUCCAAGGACCGUCUCCACGGUGAUGGCAAGCCUUCGCAAAUUAAGCGCCGCUUUUUCGAGUUACUGUUCCUGCUCGAGGGAGCCUCACAAGAUGGCGACUGUUGGCGUGAGCUUAGAAGCGAAAGAGAGACAUAUUGUGAUAGACAAUGGCAUUCUCCAAUUGACCUUGACAAAUCCUGGAGGGCUUAUCACUGGAAUUAGAUACAACGGCAUUGAUAAUCUGUUGGAAGUUAUAAACAAAGAAGGGAACCGUGGCUACUGGGAUUUAGUAUGGAAUGAACCUCAGGGUUCUGGUAUAUUUGACGUGAUUGAGGGGACACAUUUUGAACUCAUAUAUCAAGACGAGACUCGGAUAGAAGUGUCCUUCACAAGGAAGUGGGAACCAUCACUCCAAGGCAAGCAUGUCCCUUUAAACAUAGACAAAAGGUUUGUUGUGCUUUGUGGCUGCUCAGGAUUUUACACUUAUGGCAUCUAUGAGCACCUAGAAGGAUGGCCAGACUUCGAUAUGGCAGAGACCAGGGUAGCUUUCAAGCUUAGGAAAGACAAGUUUCAGUACAUGGCAAUAGCAGGUGAUAGACAAAGAUUCAUGCCAAUGCCAGAGGAUCGCAUGCCUAAUAGGUCACAGAAGUUAGCAUAUCCUGAGGCUGUUCUCUUAACUAACCCAAUCAAUAAUGAACUGAAAGCAGAGGUUGACGACAAGUACCAAUAUUCCUGUGAAGACAAAGACAUAAAAGUCCAUGGAUGGAUAUGUUUCAAACCUCCUGUUGGAUUUUGGCAAAUCACGCCCAGUAAUGAGUUCAGAACAGGAGGCCCAGUCAAGCAAGAAUUAACAUCUCAUGUUGGUCCAACAACACUUGCUAUGUUUAUGAGUGCUCAUUAUGCUGGGGUGGAUCUUGUGCCCAAGUUUAGGAAUGGUGAAUAUUGGAAGAAGGUUUUUGGUCCAGUCUUCAUCUACCUUAAUUCUGCUAUGGAUGAUACAGAUCCACGAGUUCUUUGGGAGGAUGCAAAACUUCAGCAGGCACAAACGGAAAUGGAUAGUUGGCCAUACCAAUUUCCAGUUUCUGAGGAUUUCCAAAAAAGUGAGCAAAGAGGGUCUGUUAUUGGGAGACUGCUCGUACAAGAUAAGUACAUAAAUGAUGACUAUUUAUAUGCGAAUGCUGCUUUUGUUGGUUUGGCUUUACCAGGUGAACCUGGCUCUUGGCAAAGAGAGUGCAAGGGAUACCAAUUUUGGACUAUGGCAGAUGAUGAGGGGAAUUUUUCCAUACAUAAUGUGAGAACUGGAGAUUAUAAUCUUUAUGCAUGGGUUCCUGGUUUUAUUGGAGACUACAAAUUAGAAAUAACAUUAACUAUUACUUCAGGUAGCCAAAUUGAUCUGGGUGAUCUAAUUUAUGAACCACCAAGAGAUGGUCCUACUCUUUGGGAAAUAGGCAUCCCUGACCGUUCUGCUGCUGAGUUCUUCAUCCCGGAUCCUAACCCCAACUUCAUCAACCAACUUUAUGUUAAUCACUGCGAUAGAUUUAGGCAAUAUGGCUUAUGGGAAAGAUAUGCUGAGUUAUAUCCUGACAGCGACUUAAUUUACACUAUUGGCGUUAGUGACUAUACAAAAGAUUGGUUUUUUACUCAUGUUACCAGAAAGGCUGGAGAUGACUCUCAUCAACCAACCACGUGGCAAAUAAAGUUCCAUCUUGACACUAUCGAUAAAACUGGAAUGUACAAGCUUCGAGUGGCACUUGCUUCUGCCACGCUUUCUGAACUACAGGUUCGUUUCAACAACCCAACCUUGAAUCGCCCUCACUUUACAACAAAACUCAUCGGCCGAGAUAAUUCAAUUGCAAGACACGGAAUCCACGGCCUGUAUUGGUUGUUCCAUGUAGAUGUGCAUAGUUCAUGGCUUGUUGCUGGUGAUAACACAAUUUAUUUAACUCAGACAAGGUGUCAAAGUCCUUUUCAAGGGAUCAUGUAUGAUUAUAUCAGGAUGGAAGGUCCUCCAUGCCAACAAAAUAGGGUUACUCAUUAGCUAAUCAGAUUGCAGAAUUCAUACAUUUCCUAAGUUGCGUUUGCUUGCUAAGCUAGUAGACAAUCUCAAUGUAUAGAGUUGAAAGUGAAAGUGUGCCUUUUAGGUCAAUGAUUUGGCAAGAAACAAUACAAGCGGUAAAGAAUCUAUAUUACCCCUU